CCCAGAUUACCCCUGGGUCACCCCCAUGACCCCCCGGUCUUGUCCGGUAUCCGCACGCUGCUCCGUGCCGGCCUCCCACCAUGUGGCUAGACCGCAUUUCUGGCCACUCGACGCCCUCCGGUCCCCAGUUCGAUAGUCGCAGCAACUCACCACUGCCCCGAAGAACCUCCUCCCGCCUCGCCCCCAAUGCCCCCAACAACCGCCCCGGCUCGAAUCGCCAGGGCUCCUCGCUCUCCAUCUUGUUGACGCCAAGCGAUUCGACCACCUCUCUCCCCGCGACGGCCCGCGAAGGCUCAGCUCCGAGACAAGGCACUGCAAGGUCCCGCCCAUCCGAUGUCGCGGACCCAUUCGAGGUGUUGAACGGCAUCAUUGGCAAGCAGACCCAGCGGGAAGACAGCUCGACCACAUCGACGGAGUCGAAACCCUCGGGGCUGGUGGAGGACAUCGACUUUCGGGGCCUCAGUCUGGAGGACUUUGCCGCCCAGGAUGACGAGCCCCGACGCACCCUCCCAACCGAUGUGGGCGCCCAAACCAUCCAGCAGUUCGAGAAGGAAAGGGACAAAUUCCAGGACCUGCACUCGGCGAUCACCGGCUGCGACGAUGUCUCCAAGUCGGUGGAGAUGUACCUGAACGACUUCCAGAACGAACUCGGCGCUGUUUCCGCCGAGAUCGAGACGCUCCAGUCGCGCUCCAUACAACUGAACGCCAUGCUGGAAAACCGACGCAACGUCGAACAGCUGCUCGGGCCGGCGGUGGAGGAAAUCAGUUUGUCCCCGAAAGCGGUCCGGCUGAUAGCGGAAGGGCCCAUUGAUGAGAACUGGGUCAAGGCGUUGAAUGAGAUCGAGACGCGGACGGCCAGCAUCGAAGCGAGGGUCUCGGGGUCUACGAGCAACAAAUCCAUCGAAGACGUGCUGCCGCUCUUGGUUGACGUCAAGAAGAAGGCUGUCGAGAGGAUCCGAGACUACCUGGUGUCGCAGAUCCGCGCCCUGCGAUCCCCGAACAUCAACGCGCAGAUUAUCCAGCAGCAACGGCUGGUCAAGUUCAAGGACCUGUACAGCUACAUCUCCCGCGCCCACCCGGCGCUAACGGGCGAGAUCACCCAAGCGUACAUCAACACGAUGCGGUGGUACUAUCUGUCUCACUUCACGCGUUAUCACCAAGCGCUUGAAAAGAUCAAGAUCUACCCGAGCGAUCGGAACGAGGUGUUGGGAGGGGACCCGACCACCCACAAGACAGGCAAUAUUGUUUCCGGCGGCCGAGCUGGCUCUGCGGCGCAUGACCCGUUUUCGCUUGGACGACGCGUCGACAUCCUCCGGACGGGCAACCAGAUGGCGAUUUCAUCCUACAUCGCGGAGGAGGACACGUCCUUCCACGGGCUGGAGGUGCCGUUCCGGAACUUCAACCUCGCUCUUUUGGACAAUGUCUCGGCGGAGUACUCAUUCGUGACGGAGAUGUUCUCGUCGCUGUCCUUCCAGCAGAUCUCGCGCAAAGCGGUGGAGAUCUUCGAGCCGGUUUUUGCUCUCGGGCAGAGCAUGACGAAGCAGCUGAUCGAGCACGCGACGGACGCACUGGGGGUGCUGAUGUGCGUGCGGCUGAACCAGCAGGCGGCGUUCGAGCUGCAGCGCCGCAAGGUGCCCGUGGCCGACUCGUACAUCAACGGGGUGAACAUGCAGCUGUGGCCGCGGUUCCAGGUGAUCAUGGACACGCAGUGCGAGUCGCUGAAGCGGGUGGCGGUGAACACGGGGCGCAGUGCGGUGUCGGCGCUGUCGAUCGCGGGGGGCGACGACCUGAACAAGUCGUCGGCGCCGCACUUCCUCACGCAGCGGUUCGGCCAGCUGCUGCACGGCAUCCUGGUGCUCAGCAGCGAGGCCGGGGACGACGAGCCGGUGGCGAACAGCCUGGGCCGGUUGACGGCGGAAUUCGACAACCUGCUGGCCAAGCUCAGCCGCAUUGGCGGCGACGCCAAACGGAGAGAGCGCUUUCUGUACAACAACUACUCGCUUGUUCUGGCUAUUAUCAGUGAUACCCAUGGCAAAUUAGCAGCCGAGCAGAAGCAGCAGCGCAGCAGCAGAAGCAGACAUAAUAACAUGGCCACGCGCGCCCUUCGGUCCCUGUCUCUGCCUUCGCGCGGGCGCGGGUUCGCCAGCUCGCGCGCCUCGCGGGCCGACGUCACUCAUGCGGUCAUCGGCGGCGGAGUCGUCGGAUUGGCGGUGGCGCGGCAGCUCGCGAUGAAGGAGGGGACGUCGACGGUGUUGCUGGAGAGGCAUGAGGGGCCGGGGAUGGAGACGAGUAGUCGCAAUUCGGAGGUAAUCCACGCCGGGCUAUACUACGGCACCUCGACGCUGAAAACGACGCUCUGCAUCCGGGGCAAGCAACUGCUCUACUCGCUGUGUGAAAGACAACAAAUCCCCCACCGCAACACCUCCAAAUGGAUCGUCGCGCAGACCGCCGAACAAUGGGCCGCGUGUCUCCGCACGCACGCACACGCGCAGAACAUCGGGGUGCCGACCCGGAUCCUCAGCGCGUCGGAAGCGCGGCGUCGCGAACCAGAAGUCCAAGCGCUGGCGGGAGUAGUCGAGAGCCCGACGACGGGGAUCGUGGACAGCCACUCCCUGAUGCUGUAUCUGCAGGGCGACUACGAGGAGCGCGGGGGGGACAUGGCCUUCCUGACGACUGUCACGGGGAUUGAGCACCUCGGAUCGGGCGACGGGUACAGAAUCAAGACGGUGUCGGCGGACGGCACAGAGAGUGAGAUCACCGCCGAGACGGUGAUCAACAGCGCUGGCAACGGCGCGUGCGCUAUCAAUAACAUGCUCCUCCCGCCUGCCCGACACCGCAAGGCGUACUACGCCAAGGGAACCUAUUUCUCCUACUCGGCCUCAAGACCCAAGACCUCCGUGCUGGUCUAUCCGGCUACGUUACCUGGGUUCGGCGGCCUAGGGACACAUCUCACCCUGGACAUGGGCGGGCGGAUCCGAUUUGGGCCGGAUGUCGAGUGGGUGGAGGACCCCGCGGACUUGAGGCCCAGUCCGGAUCGCUUGCCGCAGGCGCUCGGCGAGAUCAGGGCCUAUUUGCCGAAUGUGGAUGUGCAGGCCAUCGGGCUGGAUUAUUGUGGCAUUCGGCCCAAGUUGGGCGAUGGCGGCGCGGUCAAUACCGGCAAGGGGUUCCAGGACUUUGUCAUCCAGGAGGAGGAGGGGUUUCCGGGGUUUGUCAAUUUGUUGGGCAUUGAGAGUCCGGGGUUGACGAGUAGUUUGGCGAUUGGGGAGAGGGUGGGGGAGAUUUUGUAUGGGUAGGGGAUACUAUCUUGUGGUGGAAGUCAGAAGGGAGAAGUGGGACGGGAAGCGAGGGCUGUAGAUACAUAGACGGACAUAGACGGACAUGGACAUGGACAUGGACACAACUAUCGAGUGGUUGCCUCGCCUGCCUCGCCUGCCUUGCAUACAGCACCAGCAC
Aspergillus heteromorphus CBS 117.55 is the source of this 3453-nucleotide messenger RNA. RefSeq names its product putative GARP complex subunit (Sac2). The coding region runs from base 81 to 3293 and encodes 1070 amino acids. The record is from RefSeq and is a predicted model, not a curated record. Gene Ontology annotation, biological process: Golgi to vacuole transport; retrograde transport, endosome to Golgi; endocytic recycling. NCBI's taxonomy places the organism in Eukaryota, Fungi, Ascomycota, Eurotiomycetes, Eurotiales, Aspergillaceae. Gene Ontology annotation, cellular component: GARP complex. Gene Ontology annotation, molecular function: oxidoreductase activity; syntaxin binding. The transcript has 6 exons.